AUGAACACAGCGACAUUACCUUCGAAAAUCUUAUUUGAAGUUUCCAAGCUCGGAGUCAAUAGCAAUUUGAAAGACUUAAAAGCAAAUAUUUUCGAUAAAAUGCUGUCAGAUGAAAUGCUAUCAAUAAAACAACAAAUAUUUGAAAGAAAUUCGACACCGUCCACAGUACAAAUUAGCAGCAAACGAUAUGUUCCUACACCAAUACUCGAACUACAACAGCGAUGGCCGAUAGAUAGAAUACAAUCUAACAAGGAAAAGAAGUUAGAUUUUGAAAAGCACAUGAAAAGAAUAGACGAAACUGCAGAUACAGAAGAAAGUAACGAACAAGAAGUGUCUAAAUGUAAAUCAAAUUGUACAAGUGAGAGAGUACUCGAGCUACGAAGUCUUUCCGAUAAAUUACAUAAAAUAGACAUACCCACUAAAUAUCCACGUUUAUCGAAGCAAUGCACAUGUACGAACGGUGCCGAGCACUCUCAUACAUCUGUACAUAAGCAUACCAAGCACACUCUAGGUUUCAAAAAACCAGAAGAACAAAAUUCUAGGAAUCCUAAUGAAUGCACCAGAUCCACUUCAACAGUCCCUCCAAUAACAUAUCCUUUUUAUAUUACGUAUUCACCCUACUUUGUUGGAACCGUGGCAGACUAUACAAACUUUUACUAUCAUCCGGAUGCAAUAAGUGAUUUAAAAAUACCCAAACAUCAUAAAAAUAGAAAACACAAAAAGCCUGCAUCCGAAGAAAUUGAUAAUAGUUUAGAGAACGACAGGGAUUAUGUUUAUGACGAAUAUGAUGAAUAUACCAAAAGUACAAGAAGACACAGAGAUAAAACGAAACCUGAUGAUAACUUUAACAUUAUCGUUCAUCCUACAAAUGAACCAGAUAGUUUAAAUAAUAGAGAAAAAUUUCAGGUCGUAGAAAAAGAUAAAUUCGUCGAAGAAAUAGUAGAAGAUUUGAAAAUGUAUUAUAACGAAGCAGUCAUUAAAGAUUGUUAUUGUUCAUCGACUACAUUCAAAAUAGGUUUACAAAUAAUUAUAUUUGUUUAUCUAUUGCAAUUUUUAAUAUAA
Messenger RNA from Pieris macdunnoughi, 1062 nucleotides. Lineage: Eukaryota; Metazoa; Arthropoda; Insecta; Lepidoptera; Pieridae. The record is from the annotation of a GenBank genome assembly.